AGCGGCGGGAGCGGUGGCGGCGGCGGCAGAGGCGGCGGCUCCGGCUCCGGCUCCGGCUCGGGCUCCGGCUCCGGCUUGGGUGGCGGUGGCGGGAGUGGGACCCGGCGGCGGCGGCGGCGGCGGCAGAAGAGCAGCGGGAGCAGCGGCCCCAGCGGCUUGGGGGGGGGACAUGCGGACCGACGGCCCCUGGAUAGGCGGAAGGAGCGGAGACCCUGGUACCCUCCCCUCAGUGCUGGUUGUCCAAGAGUGACUGACGUGAGCAAGCAGAGAUCUGGUUGAUUGUUCUGGGCUGUGGCCGGCCCUGGUGCUGGGGCCCUGGAUGGCCCCUGAGCCAGCUCCAGGGAAGACGAUGGUGCCCCUUGUGCCCGCGCUUGUGAUGCUUGGUUUGGUGGCAGGUGCCCAUGGUGACAGCAAACCUGUCUUCAUUAAGGUCCCUGAGGACCAGACUGGGCUGUCAGGAGGAGUGGCCUCCUUCGUGUGCCAAGCCACAGGGGAGCCCAAGCCACGCAUCACAUGGAUGAAGAAAGGGAAGAAAGUCAGCUCCCAGCGCUUUGAGGUCAUCGAGUUUGAUGAUGGGGCAGGGUCUGUGCUGCGGAUCCAGCCAUUGCGGGUACAGCGGGACGAAGCCAUCUACGAGUGCACAGCCACCAACAGUCUGGGGGAGAUCAACACUAGUGCCAAACUCUCAGUUCUCGAAGAGGAACAGCUACCCCCGGGGUUCCCCUCCAUCGACAUGGGGCCUCAGCUGAAGGUGGUGGAGAAGGCACGUACAGCCACCAUGCUGUGCGCAGCAGGCGGGAAUCCCGACCCUGAGAUCUCUUGGUUCAAGGACUUCCUCCCGGUGGACCCUGCCACAAGCAAUGGCCGCAUCAAGCAGCUGCGUUCAGGUGCCUUGCAGAUUGAGAGCAGCGAGGAGUCGGACCAAGGCAAGUACGAGUGUGUGGCGACCAACUCUGCAGGCACUCGCUACUCGGCCCCCGCCAACCUGUAUGUGCGAGUGCGCCGUGUGGCUCCUCGUUUCUCCAUCCCUCCCAGCAGCCAGGAGGUGAUGCCGGGUGGCAGCGUGAACCUGACCUGUGUCGCGGUGGGCGCGCCCAUGCCCUACGUGAAGUGGAUGAUGGGGGCCGAGGAGCUCACCAAGGAGGAUGAGAUGCCGGUGGGCCGCAACGUGCUGGAGCUGAGCAACGUCGUGCGCUCUGCCAACUACACCUGUGUGGCCAUCUCCUCGCUGGGCAUGAUCGAGGCCACGGCCCAGGUUACCGUGAAAGCUCUGCCGAAACCUCCGAUUGACCUUGUGGUGACAGAGACCACCGCCACCAGUGUCACCCUGACCUGGGACUCUGGGAACUCGGAGCCUGUGUCCUACUACGGCAUCCAGUACCGCGCGGCAGGCACAGAGGGGCCCUUCCAGGAGGUGGACGGCGUGGCCACCACCCGCUACAGCAUCGGUGGCCUCAGCCCCUUCUCAGAGUACGCCUUCCGCGUGCUGGCGGUGAACAGCAUUGGCCGGGGACCGCCCAGCGAGGCAGUGCGGGCCCGCACGGGGGAGCAGGCGCCCUCCAGCCCCCCACGCCGAGUGCAGGCCCGCAUGCUGAGCGCCAGCACCAUGCUGGUACAGUGGGAGCCACCCGAGGAGCCCAACGGCCUGGUGCGGGGCUACCGCGUCUACUACACCCCUGACUCCCGCCGCCCGCUGAGCGCCUGGCACAAGCACAACACAGAUGCGGGGCUCCUCACCACCGUGGGCAGCCUGCUGCCUGGUAUCACCUACAGCCUGCGCGUGCUGGCCUUCACUGCUGUGGGCGACGGCCCCCCCAGCCCCACCAUCCAGGUCAAGACACAGCAGGGAGUGCCUGCCCAACCGGCGGACUUCCAGGCAGAGGCAGAAUCGGACACCAGGAUCCAGCUGUCAUGGCUGCUGCCCCCGCAGGAGCGGAUCAUCAAGUAUGAGCUGGUAUACUGGGCAGCAGACGAUGAAGGCCAGCAGCACAAGGUGACCUUCGACCCCACCUCCUCCUACACUCUAGAGGACCUGAAGCCUGACACACUGUACCACUUCCAGCUGGCUGCCCGUUCCGAGAUGGGGGUGGGCGUCUUCACCCCCACCAUUGAGGCCCGCACAGCACAGUCCACCCCCUCUGCCCCUCCCCAGAAGGUGACCUGUGUGAGCACGGGCUCCACCACAGUCCGGGUAAGUUGGGUCCCGCCACCGGCCGCCAGCCGCAACGGCGUCAUCACCCAGUACUCAGUGGCCUACGAGGCAGUGGACGGCGAGGACCGAGGGCGGCAUGUGGUGGACAGCAUCAGUCGCGAGCACUCCAGCUGGGACCUGGUGGGCCUGGAGAAGUGGACGGAGUACCGGGUGUGGGUGCGGGCGCACACAGACGUGGGCCCCGGCCCGGAGAGCAGCCCGGUGCUAGUGCGCACAGAUGAGGACGUGCCCAGUGGGCCACCACGGAAGGUGGAGGUGGGGCCACUGAAUUCCACUGCUGUACACGUCUCCUGGAAGCUGCCUGUCCCCAGUAAGCAGCACGGCCAGAUCCGUGGCUACCAGGUCACCUAUGUGCGGCUAGAGAACGGCGAGCCCCGUGGCCCACCCAUCAUCCAGGACGUCAUGCUGGCGGAGGCCCAGUGGCGGCCAGAGGAGUCCGAGGACUAUGAAACCACCAUCAGCGGCCUAACCCCAGAGACCACCUACUCCAUUACCGUCGCCGCCUACACCACCAAGGGGGAUGGUGCCCGCAGCAAGCCCAAGAUCGUCACAACGACUGGGGCAGUCCCAGGACGGCCCACCAUGAUGGUCAGCACCACGGCCAUGAACACGGCGCUGCUGCAGUGGCAGCCCCCCAAGGAGCUCCCCGGAGAACUGCUGGGCUACCGGCUGCGGUACCGCCGGGCCGACGAGGCGGAGCCCAACAUCAUGGAUUUCGGCAAGGACAAACAGCACUUCACAGUCACUGGCCUGCACAAGGGAGCCACCUACAUUUUCCAGCUGGCCGCUAAGAACCGGGCUGGCCUGGGUGAGGAGUUCGAGAAGGAGAUCACGACACCCGAGGAUGUGCCUAGUGGCUUCCCCCAAAACCUGCGUGUGAUAGGGCUGACCACCUCCACCACGGAGCUGACCUGGGACCCCCCAGUGCUGGCGGAGAGGAAUGGGCGCAUCACCAACUACUCAGUGGUGUUCCGUGACAUCAACAGCCAGCAGGAGCUGCAGAACUUUACCGCCGACACCCGCCUCACACUCUCUGGCCUCAAGCCGGACACCACUUACGACAUCAGGGUCCGCGCAUGGACCAGCAAAGGCGCCGGCCCACUCAGCCCCAGCAUCCAGUCCCGGACCAUGCCCGUGGAGCAAGUUUUUGCCAAGAACUUCCGCGUGGCCGCUGCAAUGAAGACAUCUGUGCUGCUCAGCUGGGAGGUACCCGACUCCUACAAGUCGGCUGUCCCCUUCAAGAUUCUGUACAACGGGCAGAGCGUGGAAGUGGACGGGCACUCCAUGCGGAAACUGAUCGCAGACCUGCAGCCCAACACAGAGUACUCCUUCGUGCUUAUGAACCGUGGCAACAGCGCGGGGGGUCUGCAGCACCUCGUGUCCAUCCGCACCGCCCCGGACCUGCUGCCACACAAGCCGCUUCCCGCCUCCGCCUACAUAGAGGACGGCCGCUUCACCCUCUCCAUGCCGCAAGUGCAGGAUAGCUCCCUCAUCAGGUGGUUCUACAUCGUGGUGGUGCCCAUCGACCGCGUGGGCGGGAGCGUGCUGGCCCCAAGAUGGACCACACCCGAGGAGCUUGAGCUGGAUGAGCUUCUAGAGGCCAUCGAGCAGGGCGGUGGGGAGCGGCGACGUCGGCGUCAGGCAGAGCGGCUGAAGCCCUACGUGGCUGCUCAGGUGGAUGUGCUCCCCGAGACCUUUACCCUGGGGGAUAAGAAGAGCUACCAGGGCUUCUACAACCGGCCCCUGUCUCCCGACCUGAGCUAUCAGUGCUUCGUGCUCGCCUCCCUGAAGGAACCCAUGGACCAGAAGCGCUAUGCCUCCAGCCCCUAUUCCGAUGAGAUCGUGGUCCAGGUGACGCCAGCCCAGCAGCAGGAGGAGCCUGAGAUGCUGUGGGUGACAGGCCCCGUCCUGGCAGUCAUCCUCAUCAUCCUCAUUGUCAUCGCCAUCCUCCUGUUCAAGAGGAAGAGGACCCACUCCCCAUCAUCCAAGGAUGAGCAGUCAGUCGGGCUGAAGGACUCCUUGCUGGCGCAUUCCUCUGACCCCGUGGAGAUGCGGAGGCUCAACUACCAGACGCCAGGUUCCGGUGUCCCCAGUUGCCCGAAUAUCUCAAGUAUGCGAGACCACCCACCCAUCCCCAUCACCGACCUGGCUGACAACAUCGAGCGCCUCAAAGCCAAUGAUGGCCUCAAGUUUUCCCAGGAGUAUGAGUCCAUUGAUCCUGGACAGCAGUUCACGUGGGAGAAUUCCAACCUGGAAGUGAACAAGCCCAAGAACCGCUACGCAAAUGUCAUUGCCUACGACCACUCCCGAGUCAUUCUUACCUCCAUCGACGGUGUCCCAGGGAGUGACUAUAUCAACGCCAACUACAUCGACGGCUACCGCAAGCAGAAUGCCUACAUUGCCACGCAGGGCCCUCUGCCCGAGACCAUGGGAGAUUUCUGGCGGAUGGUGUGGGAGCAGCGCACAGCCACUGUGGUCAUGAUGACACGGCUGGAGGAGAAGUCCCGGGUGAAGUGUGAUCAGUACUGGCCGGCCCGGGGCACAGAGACGUACGGCCUCAUUCAGGUGGCCCUGCUGGACACGGUGGAGCUAGCCACAUACACCGUGCGCACCUUUGCACUCCACAAGAGCGGCUCCAGUGAGAAGCGAGAGCUGCGUCAGUUCCAGUUCAUGGCUUGGCCAGACCAUGGGGUUCCCGAGUACCCCACACCCAUCCUGGCCUUCCUGCGGCGGGUCAAGGCCUGCAACCCGCCGGAUGCAGGGCCCAUGGUGGUGCACUGCAGCGCGGGCGUGGGCCGCACGGGCUGUUUCAUCGUCAUCGAGGCCAUGCUGGAGCGGAUGAAGCACGAGAAGACGGUCGACGUCUAUGGGCACGUGACGUGCAUGCGCUCACAGCGGAACUACAUGGUGCAGACGGAGGACCAGUACGUGUUCAUCCACGAGGCCCUGCUGGAGGCCGCCACGUGUGGACACACAGAGGUGCCUGCCCGCAGCCUGUAUGCCCAUAUCCAGAAGCUGGGCCAAGUGCCUCCUGGGGAGAGUGUGACCGCCAUGGAACUCGAGUUCAAGUUGCUGGCCAGCUCCAAGGCCCACACAUCCCGCUUCAUCAGCGCCAACCUGCCCUGCAACAAGUUCAAGAACCGCCUGGUGAACAUCAUGCCCUACGAGCUGACCCGCGUGUGUCUGCAGCCCAUCCGUGGCGUGGAGGGCUCGGACUACAUCAAUGCCAGCUUCUUGGACGGCUAUAGACAACAGAAGGCCUACAUAGCCACACAGGGGCCUUUGGCAGAGAGCACCGAGGACUUCUGGCGCAUGUUAUGGGAGCACAACUCUACCAUCAUCGUCAUGCUGACCAGGCUCCGGGAGAUGGGCAGGGAGAAAUGCCACCAGUACUGGCCAGCAGAGCGCUCUGCUCGCUACCAGUACUUUGUCGUUGACCCGAUGGCCGAGUACAACAUGCCCCAGUACAUCCUGCGUGAGUUCAAGGUCACGGACGCCCGGGACGGGCAAUCGAGGACGAUCCGGCAGUUCCAGUUCACAGACUGGCCUGAGCAAGGUGUGCCCAAGACGGGCGAGGGCUUCAUCGACUUCAUCGGGCAGGUGCACAAGACCAAGGAGCAGUUCGGGCAGGACGGGCCCAUCACGGUGCACUGCAGUGCCGGCGUGGGCCGCACCGGCGUGUUCAUCACCCUGAGUAUCGUCCUGGAGCGGAUGCGCUACGAGGGCGUGGUCGACAUGUUCCAGACCGUGAAGACCCUGCGCACGCAGCGCCCAGCCAUGGUGCAGACGGAGGACCAGUACCAGCUGUGCUAUCGUGCGGCCCUGGAGUACCUUGGCAGCUUUGACCACUAUGCAACGUAACUACCGCUCCCCUCUUCUCCGCUGCCCCUGCCUGGGGCUCCGGAGGGGACCCAGCUCCUCUGAGCCAUACCGACCGUCGUCUAGCCCUCCUGCACGGAUGCUGUUGCUGGCAGAGCACAGCCCACUGGGCCCACAGCGUUUCAGGAACAUCGCCACUUCAAACGGAGAGCCCAGAACACCCCUGGGCAAGUGGGUGGGCUGGCAGGCCAGUGCCGUGGCCCGUCUCUGUCCACCAGGCCCGCCCAGAGCCUGCUUCGAGCUCUCUGUUUCGCUGCCGCGUUUCUCAUGCUUCUUCUCAUGGGGUGGGGAUGGGGACAAAGUCUCCUUUUUUAUACAUUAAGUGGGGUAGACUGAGGGAUUCUAGCCUCUUCUUCUGAUUUUCCUUUUGCAAAUCCUUAACUGCAGAAUGGGCCUCUGUGGGGGUUGGGGUUCAGUUGUUUUCUUUUUUGAGUUCACUUUGAUCCUUUUUUUUGUAUGACUUUUGCUGCUGAAGGACAGAACCUGCCUUCCUCUGUGUGGAGCUGGGGCCACCAGGCUGAGUGGAGGCCCAGCCGUGGGCCCGGGAGGCACCCCUGAUCUAGCUGCUCUUCCAGCCCUGCAGACGAGAUCCUGUUUCAGCCAAAUGCGGGGAAACUCAACUCUUUUUUUUGUUUGUUUGUUUUUUGUUUUUUAGGUCUUUUGGUUUUUUUUUUUUUUUAGUUUAGUUUUGUUUUUCCUUCAGAGCCUUAUUUGAGGCCGCACAGACAGUGGUGGGCGGGGAGGAGAUAGGAAACACUCAUCUCCAGUUGUCUAUUCCCGUGUGUGUGUGUGAACAUUCACAGCCCAGAACCACAGACGUGUCUCGGGGAGCCUGGCAAGGCGUUCCUCUUCACCAUCGUGUUUGCAAAGGUUAAAAAAACGCAAAGACAAAAAACAAAAAACAAAAAAAAUCCAAAAAAAACAAAAACCACCAAGAAAAAACAGAGUCAUCCCCCUGGCCUCUGCUUCCAGCCCUCAAGAGGGGAGGUGGCCCCUUGUGCCUGGGCUUCCCGGGGAAGCUGCCAGGCUGACCUCUGGGCCCACAGAGCCUCGCUUUUGUCCCCGGCAUUGCGGUUUGGCGUGGUGUUGGUAAGCUGUGGAUCCGGCCGUGUGGCCUUGGUGACUGACACAGGUCAGGGUGUGUAUCACACCCCGCACACCUCAGGGCCAAGCAGGGGCACAGCUGGCCCUUCAGGUUCAGGUCAGUGGGCCUGGGAGCACAUGUCUGUCCUCAGAGCCGGGGCCGGGUGAUUUCCCUCCCUGGUUUGCAGCUGUCUUCAAAGCCCCUGAGAAUCGCUCUUUUCCACUCCUUCAGGAUGCCCUCACAAACCAAUGUGGCAAGACUACUGGACUUCUCUCAAUGGUACUAUAAUCAAUCCUUACUCUCUCGGCUCGCUGAGGGGCAGGGAGAGGGCCUCUGGGCAGCACUAUCUAGGUAGGUAAGUGGGGGCGGGGAAGGGUGCAUAGCUGUUUUAGCCGAGGGACGCAGAGCAGGCGUCCCCAGAUCUAGCUAGGCUCAGUCAAGAUCAACAAUCCAGGGUUGGUAAUGUUGGAUGAAACAUUCAUUUUUACCUUGUGGAUGCUAGUGCUGUAGAGUCCACUGUUGUACACAGUCUGUUUUCUAUUUGUUAAGAGAACUACAGCAUCGUUGCAUAAUUCUUGAUGGUAAUAAAUUUGAAUAAUCAGAUUUCUUACAAA
Mustela lutreola (European mink) is the source of this 7789-nucleotide messenger RNA. RefSeq names its product protein tyrosine phosphatase receptor type F (gene PTPRF). The coding region runs from base 320 to 6073 and encodes 1917 amino acids. The record is from RefSeq and is a predicted model, not a curated record. The transcript has 35 exons. Gene Ontology annotation, biological process: protein dephosphorylation. NCBI's taxonomy places the organism in Eukaryota, Metazoa, Chordata, Mammalia, Carnivora, Mustelidae. Gene Ontology annotation, molecular function: protein binding; protein tyrosine phosphatase activity.